CCCUCCUCCCCCGGCAACCGGCGCCGGUAAUAUAACCCAGACCCCAGUCUGUAUACCGACCGGAGGAUGAUCCGCACUGAUUGGACACUCAGCACCCCAAAUCUCACCCUGAUGACAGCAGACGGAGCUAGUAACCGAUGGGUCCGAUCACAACGGGCCUCAGUGACGUCCAGCUGCUUCUCCUCACCUCCUCCCUUCCCCCCCCCCCCCAUAUAUUCCAUCUGCCUACUAUGUCCCGUAGGGCUUAUCAUUUGCCCCCCACUGUAUACACGUGGCCUAUCACCAGUCCCUGCCAUGGCGUGUGCCGGUUACACUCCUCACCAUGUAUCCAUUACUCAUAGUGUCACCUCUCUUACUGACUAGACUCUUAAGCGUAUGCUCUAUGACACUGUAUGUGUGUUUAUACAUACAUACACCCACCACCUACUGUAGCAGUCAUCUGUGUCCACAUCCUGGGCAGCCCUUGCACCGACACUGCUUCAUACCAGGAUGCAUAAUGGACCCCUCCAGGCACCCAUUUAGGGGCUCUCCCUUUCGCAUGCCUUUUGGAGUGAAUCCUCCAUCCCAAGAGGUAAAGGAAGAAGGAGCGUUUGGGAGAGCGAUUCCACGAUCACGAGGUCGUGCGCUGGCGGAAGCAGCUGCUACGCUCUCUGCUGACCCUACACUUCAGAAAUCUCAAGACCCCAGUAAUGGGAUGCCUUCCCUGUUCCGUGGGUUGAGCCUUGAAACACAUGCGUAUAUGAGCCCUGGACGAGGACAGGCAGUUUUUGGCAGGGGACUCCACAGUGCUUCUGGCCAAGGGGACAGCUUUGCUCCCCAGUUUCCUGGUUCUCUUCUCCGUCCCACCUUCAGGCCCCCCGAGACUAUGGCAUUAGGGGAUGCUGGUGCAGGGAUGAUGUCACUCGGAAGAGCCAGAUUACCAAUGAGCGCUCCAGCUGCUGAACAGGUACCCCAAACCAUUCCUGGUAGGGGCCUAGGAAAGGAACAAUUGUCUCCAGUCCCUAGCUUAGGGAGGGAACAAGCAUCUCCAGUCCCAAGCUCUGCACCUCCUAAAAGAAUUACUGCACCUACUGAAUCAGUUGUGACUAAAGAGGAAAAGAGUCCUAAUGUGGAGUGUCGCAGCAUGCGAUUUGGCAUGAUGAAAGAGCACCGCCCGGUGACGGGAAAUGUUACAGCAUUUGAUGGCUCCAUACUAUACCUACCUAUCAAGCUUGCUCAGACUGUGGAACUAGAGAGUGAGCGCAAAACAGAUGGACAGAAAAUACGCAUCACCAUAAAUAUGACAAAGAUCCUGGAACCAAGCUCAGACCUCUGCAUUCCGUUCUACAAUGUGGUAAUGAGGAGAGUCAUGAAAAUUCUGGACAUGAAACUGGUUGGAAGAAAUUUCUAUGAUCCUACAAGUGCCACAGUGCUGCAGAAAUACAGUCUGCAGGUGUGGCCAGGAUUUGCAGCCAGUAUUCGCAGGACUGAUGGGGGGUUAUUUCUCAUAGCAGAUAUCACCCAUAAAAUUAUCCGCAAUGAUUCUGUGUUGGACAUCAUGCAUAUUUUGUACCAACAAAACCGUGAGAACUUCCAAGAUGAAGUUAUGAAGCAGCUGGUUGGAAGCGUUGUGAUUACCAGAUACAAUAACCGUACAUACCGCAUUGAUGACAUUGAGUGGAACAAAUCCCCAAAAGAUGUUUUUACCUUGUCAGAUGGCACAAAUACUACUUUCCUGGAAUACUACAGUAAGAACUAUGGCAUCACAAUAAAAGAAGUGGAUCAGCCGCUGUUGCUUCACAGGCCAAAGGAGAGAAAAGAUGCUAGGACUAAGAUGCCAGGAUUGGUUCUCCUACUUCCAGAACUUUCUUUCAUGACUGGUAUCCCUGAGAAAAUGAAACAAGAUUUUAAAGCAAUGAAGGAUGUGACCCAACAGAUCCAUUUGAGCCCCAAGCAGCAUUACAUCUCCCUUGGAAAGCUGAUUAAAAGAAUUGAGAGCAGCGAGGAUGCAGUAAGCGAGCUACAAAGAUGGGGACUUCAGAUAGACUCUAAUAUACAUAUGACAUCUGGAAGAAUUCUACCAAGGGAGAAAAUUAACUUGCGUAAUAACUCCUUCCCACUUGGAGAUGACCUCAACUGGACAAGGGAAGUGACCCGUGAAUCAUGUAUUUCUGCUGUUCAUCUGCGGUAUUGGGUAAUAAUGUACCCUAAGCGUGCUGUUACUCAAGUCCGGGAUCUCUGCGGCACGAUUGAAAAGAUUGCGGGUCCUAUUGGCAUGCGUGUAACGCAGCCUAAUUCCAUUGAGCUCAGAGAUGACCGCGUAGAGACGUACGCACGGAGCAUCAAGUCACUGCUGGAGGGUGAGGCGAAGGUGCAGCUGCUUGUGUGCAUUAUAUCUGGGACCAGAGAUGACCUUUAUGGGGCCAUAAAAAAGUUGUGCUGUGUCCAGACCCCUGUUCCAUCUCAGGUGGUGAACUCAAGAACAAUUUCAAAUCCACAGAAGCUGAGGAGUAUUGCACAAAAAAUCUUGCUACAGAUAAACUGCAAGCUCGGGGGAGAGUUGUGGGGAGUGGACAUUCCACUGAAAAAUGUCAUGGUAAUCGGCGUGGAUGUUUAUCAUGACCCCAGCCGAGGCUUGCGUUCAGUUACAGGCUUUGUCGCGAGCACCAACCAUUGUGUGACCCGUUGGUACUCUCGUGUGGUCUUCCAGCUUCCUCAUCAGGAGAUCAUGGAUGGGCUAAAGCUCUGCCUAGUGGCAGCCCUGCAGAAGUUCUAUGAGUUGAAUCAUGUCCUUCCUGAGAAGAUUGUGGUGUAUCGGGAUGGGGUGUCAGACGGACAGCUUAGUGCCGUGGUGGAUUACGAGAUCCCACAACUGCAGACCUGUUUUAGUACAUUUGAGAAUUAUUCACCCCGCAUGGUGGUGAUCGUGGUGCAGAAGAGGAUCAGCACCAAUAUGUACUGCUCUAGUUCUGGAGAAUUUGUCACUCCUACACCAGGGACUAUCCUGGAUCACACAGUCACCAGCCGUGAAUGGGUGGAUUUCUACCUGCUCUCCCACCAUGCAAGGCAAGGUUGUGGCAUUCCCACACACUACAUAUGUGUGAUGAACACCGCUAACCUCAGUCCUGACCAUUUACAGAGGUUGACUUUCAAAUUGUGCCACAUGUACUGGAAUUGGCCUGGUACUAUCCGAGUGCCAGCUCCUUGCAAGUAUGCCCACAAGUUGGCGUUCCUGUCUGGCCAGUUCCUCCACCAUGAGCCUUCUCUUCAGUUGUGCGACAAGCUGUUCUUUCUUUGAAUGAGAGUGGUUCCAUCUCCCCCACCACUAAGCAUUACGUGUUCUCCUUUAGUUUUUAUCGUUCUGCCCAUGAGAUCAUGCUCAUGAUUUCUCCCCCGAGUCUGAAGAUCUAGAGUAAAAACAGUAAAUAGAUUUUAUUUUAUGGUGUUUUCUCUGUUUUGUUUUCUGUUAUUGAGAAAAUAUGCCUAUACAGUUCCUGGACGGUUUCUAACUUCUGAACUCCUAAAGAUUAAAAGCUAACAGGAAUUCUGUGUGAUGGUUUAUAUUGUGAGACCUAUUGAUGCUUUUCAUUUUCUAUUGGGUUCUUUUGUGUAGCACAGUGAUAACGCUUUAUGAUUUGUCAUGUUUCUGGAAGCCAAAGAAAGGGAUGUACAGAUUCCCCCUCCCAUUGUUUGGCAGUGACUGGGUUCCCUUUUGUUGGAAUUGCUUGUGUGACAGCCGUCAUGCCCAGGUGCUGUGUUUAUACAUGUUGCAGCUGUAUUGUGUAAUCCUUCACCAAAUACUGUAAAAUGUCAUUUGGGUCUGCUUUGUGAGGUCUUACUGACCCUGGUGACUUGAUUUCAUUGGAUCUCAGCAGAAUUACUCAGAAUUGACACUGUAAUGCAGAAAAGCUAUCAAUCAUAGCUUAAUCCUUUGAGAAGGGGACGAGAAUGUCUGCGUGGCUAGGGUUGUAGUGGGGGAUUCAGUUCAGUGCGAUGGAUGCGAUUCUCUGUUCCAGAACAGCAUAUUAUUUCUGUAUUGCAAAUCUUGCCUCCCACCCCUUAGAGUUGCAUAGGAAAACAUGUAAUGUAGGGGCUAGCGUAACUGGGUGAUAUGUGUGCAGCCUGGUACAGCGCAUCAACUGCAAUUGAAUUCCCCUUCUUAUGCGGACCAUACAUCUACAGGCCAAUCUGCUGAUCGGUGGACAUUGAUAAUUGGCGUAUCAGCAAAAAACAGCAUGUUAAAAAUCUCCGACUUGACUAUGCCAAUAAUUUUUUGGUCCUAAUCCGUGAAUCGAGGAUUUCCAACAUAUUGGAUUUCCCCGAACCCCCAAACCCAGCCAUCAGCACAACGUGGUAAUGCCCCGACCUGCCUGAUGUAUGCGCCCCUUUGGUUUCUCCCUGUAUAAUUCAGUGGUUUGAGGUGAUUCUCUGAGUUUUGCCUUUGUGUCUAUUAUUUGUCAUACAUUUUAUUUAAUCGGGCACAUUUUCAAACCAUAAAAUAUGGAGGAAGCGCUGCUCAACCAAGUAAAUGUUUGUUUUUUAAAGUUUUAUUAUACAUAAAAAACAAACACAUGAAGUAUCAGGAGUUAUGAAGUUACCACUAUACUUGAUUUAGGCAGACACUAUGGGGGUCAUUCCGAGUUGAUCGUAGCUGUGCUAAAUUUUGCACAGCUACGAUCAUCUUCCCUGACAUGCGGGGGGACGCCCAGCACAGGGCUAGUCCGCCCCGCAUGUCAGUGCCGCCGCCCCCCAUCCCCCGCACAAAUACAAAAGCAUCGCACAGCGGCAAUGCUUUUGUUUUUCAGGAGUAACUCCCGGUCAGCGCAGCUCCUGCGGCUGGCCGGGAGUUGUUUGCCGCUAGUCGCAGUGGCUAAGUGACACGUCACGCAGCCGCCGUGGGCCCCCCCCCCCCCCAACGGUCCAGCCACGCCUGCAUUGGCCGGACUGCGCCUUCAGCCCCCUCCCGACCAGCGACCGCCUCUGUCUCAAAGGCAAUUGCUAGGCAGCGACGACUGCCAAGCGGCGGCGCAUGCGCAGUUCCGACCCGAUCGCUGCGCUGCGACAAACUGCAGCGAGCGAUCGGGUCGGAAUGACCCCCUAUGUCUGGAUGUGACUAAGAUAAAUCUUUUCUAUUUCUAACACUUAUUAACACAAAUGAAUUUAGACUGAACUAUUACAACUAUAUAACAAAUUGCAUUCAAAUAAAUAAGUAACUACUACUAACCACUUAAGGACUUACCAGGCUGUAUUUUAAUGGCUUUUAAUAAUAUGUCUGGAUAAAUGUAGGCUAACCCUAGUGGCAUAUUAAUAUUUAGUGAUCACCUAAGUAUAGUGCUAUUGCAUGACUAUUCAUACUUAAUGUGUUUGUAUUUUAUGUAUAAUAACCUUAAAAAAGAAAAAAAAACUUUUAAUUGGUUGAGCAGUGCUUACGCUUUGGUUGGUCUAAUCCUCUAUAAUUUAUGAUUUUAUUGUAAUAAGUGAGGUCUGCAGUUACCUCAUAAUUGGAAGCUGUAGGAUAAGUAAUUAUUAUCAUUAGUGAUUUUCAUUGCCACCAAUUAGGCAUGCACCUCAUGUGCUUGUGUGUUGUUGACAUGUUCAAAAAGUUCAGUGUGACCCAAGUGGAACAAGGGGACGAUUCAGAGAUGGAUGCAGCCGCGCAUCUGUACCCAGUGGCCGAAUCCAUCUGGUCUGCGCAUACACAGCGGCUGCAGUGCACGACCCUGUUCCUUGUGGCCGCAGCCUUAAAGGAUGUAGCCGCAAGGUGAUUAACAGCCGCAGGUAUCGGGGGGGGCGUCACCAUGGCAUUUACUAGUCGUGGCCUGGACAGCGCAGACGUGUCUAGACUAUUUUCGGGGCAGCUUCGUGACGUGACACGCAGCCAUUCUGAGAAAAAAAAUUGCGCUGCACCGAUGUAAUUGCGGGCGGCCUUGCCCUGUGCUGCUGGGCAGCCCCCAGCAUGUGAGUAGAUGGACGCAGAUGUUGCUGCGGGAAGCAAAAUCUGCGUCAAUCUCUGAAUAACCCUCUAGGCCUGUUUCUUCAAGAUAACUUAUGGUUUAUUGUUCUUUAAAUACCACUAAAGGUUUGGCGCUAUUUUGUCACACUACAAUGCGUAUGACCAUUCUCAAGAAAAACACAAUUUGCUUUGUUUAACUCUGCACAAAACAUCUGUGCAAAAUGUAUUUGGAAUUGCUGAGAUUUUUAGUGGAAGCCUCCAGUUUACCAAUGCCUGUGAUCCUUGUGUCUGUUCAUUACCAGCCACACAAGCGAGCCUGAAGAACUAUGGUUCAGACCAAUCACUGAAUAGCAGAAUCUGACCGAGCACGCCAUUUUAGUGUCCGUGUGGCCAGAUUAGCAACAGAUUCCGCUGUUUAAAACUCAAAGCCAACAACGGUACCUGACCGUAUUUCUGCAUCUUACGUAUAAAUAAAUGGAGCGAUCAUCCCCAUAAAAAGCUACAGUCUCUUUACCUUUGUUUAAAAAAAUAAUUCUUUAAAUAAGUACAGUUUAAGGCCUUUUCCAAGAAGCACAAUAAGGGACAUUUUUUUUAAUAUAAGACUGCAAUUUACAUUUCUGAGUUCCUUUACUAGUGAGUUUAGGCUUUCAUGCAUUAAAACGUCCAGAAAUAAAAUAAGAAGCAUUCUUAAACACCAGUGGGCGUGGUAAUACUAGAAACAAUGAUUUCUAGGUCUGACCCGAAAAUAUGCAGGUGGAUAUAUGCCCUUAGGAGGAGGUACAGUAACUGACAGGAAUGAUAUAAUACAGAUACUAAAAACGACACCUUGUACAGUGGCAUAUUUUCAAUAGGUGCAGCAGCCUGUGUUUGUGUUACCAGCACUUACCUGGAUCUUGCACAGCGCAGAAAGUGGGGGGGGGAACUUGAUUGUGCAGGGUGCUACCGGUCCCUCUAUGCCUGCGCCCUGCUGAUUAGUCCAGCGGCGCAGUCACGGAGUCCGGUCCCAAUCCUACCCCCAUCAUGGCAUGGUGAGGGUAACCCCCCAAGUUGCAGCCCUGCCCUGGGCACCAAACACCCUGCACUCAUGUUCUGCAGUACUUACUUCUCUGAUACCCUGUGUCGGGAGUGCUGCACAAAUCAGUGGGAGAACAGUUGGUGGCCAUUUCCUGGUGAUUUACACAUGCGCAGUAGAAAAAUUGUGGCAUUGUGCCAGAGCAUACUCCCUUGCACUAGAGAUGAUGGGACCCAUACAGAGACUACACAUGGGCCCCCUCCUCACGUAAUACGCCCCAUACCUUAUAUGUGGGGAGUUGAAAGGUGCUGCCUCAUGCAUGUGGGCAGAGGUCAGUGCUCUCUUGGUCUGUCAGAGAAUCCAGACCCAGUUGAGUAUUAGCAUAUACAACAAUGCACAAAGUAUUCUUCCACUCUCCUGAUUAUGUACAAAUACUGGGGCCUCAUAUUAUGGCCAUAUGCCCAUUACACUAUGGGGUAUAUUCAAUUGAAGUCGAAAGCUGCCGUCUGUCGAAAAGACGUCAGUUUUCGACUUUUUUAGGUCGGAAGGGGUUCCGACCUGUUCAGUCUAACCCCAAAUUUUUCAACAAGUCAAGGAAUUCGACUUGUCGAAAAGCACGUGGAUCGGCGGAAUAGCUGCCGAUCCAAGUGCUUGUGUCAAAAACGGGUCAUUUUGGCCCCCUUUUCGACCAUCUCAAUUCGACUCAAAGUCGAAGUGAGAUGGUGAGAGCAGCGCCGGAGACGGGUAGAGCCGCAACGGGGAUUGGGAGAGCAGUUCCGGGGGAUGUCACAGCUGCCGCUCACAGCAGCAUCCAUCCGGCUCCAGCAAGCGUGACCUCGCUUGCUGGAGCCGAGUGAACGCUGCCGUGAGCUGCGGCUGUGAUGCAGAGACAGGGAGAGGAGGGAUGGUGAGAGGCAGAGUGACGGGGGUGAGAGCCACGGGCAGGAGGGGCAGAGCAGCGCUACAGCAGCGGCUAUAUUGCCGCUGCUGUAGCGCUGCUCUCCCCCGUCUGCCACGGCUCUCCGCCGUCUUCCCUCCCGCAUCUCAAUUCGACUUUUUAGAAAAUCAAAUUGAGAUGUCAUUGAAUAGCCCAUGUCGGAUCCAUUCCGACAAAUGAAUGUCUGAAUGGAUCCGACUUCAAUUGAAUAUACCCCUUUGCCUUUAUAUAGUGUAAAGCUGUAGAGUCCUUUAUACCUUCCCUAGUGUAGUUUACAAACUACUGUAGCUCUCUGAUUCCAGGCACACACAUCAUGGCCAGGUAACCCACCAAUAUGUCUUUGUACCAUAGGAGGAAAUCCACUGUAUCACAGGUAAAACAUCCAGCACAGACAGAAAUGUUAGUGGGAGGGUUUGGAGGGGAAGGGGGCAACAAACAAGAAAAGUCCAGAGUUACUGCAACAGACAGUGUAGGCAAAAAGAUUGCAGGUGAAAAUGAAUGCCAGAUCUGCUUAGUAUACUCCGGAAAGAUCCAAGUGGAAAGCUGUUUUGAAGUGCUUAGAAGUGUUGAAAUUUGCACUCGAUGUGAGCAAUAUCUGAACUUCAUAGUAUAGGCAAGAGAAUAUCUGUUUACAUUGAUAUCUAUUCUUGAAUUAGAUUUCUGUGGUGCUAAUUGUUGUUUGGUGCAACUACACAUUGGUAGGUUUUGGCAUCCUUAACUUUGCGCCUCAAAUUUAGUUUUUUUUUGUGAAGAGGCACACUUACUAUUCAUCACUUUAACAAAAGUUCCCUAAAUCAGUGGUUCCCAAGCUUUCGUUGACUGCAGCAACCUAGAGUCUCAAAAAUUGUGUUAUAGCAUCCCUAGGUCAAAUUUCCCCAUAUACCAUUUAUAUGCCCAUCAUACCUCCUUACAUGCCCCUUAUAAUACCUGUAAGACACCCCAGUAUGCUUUCAGACCUUCCUAUAUGCAAUUAUCAGAUGCCCUGAGUUUAUGUGCACCUUAUAAUGCUCAUUAGACCAUCUCACAUGCCCUUAGACAUCCCUUCAUGCCAUUUAUAGCCACAUUAGACUUAUAAUUCUUACUGCAGCACCAGGUGAGUUUCUUGUAGGUUUUCUUUUUAAUUUAGACCCCUGCCAUCAAUAUAAGUGAUUACUGCAGCUGCACUGAGUAGCACAGCCUGUGUAAAUGGCCACUACAAAGAUGCUGGCACGAAUCGUCUAAUUUGGGGACCUGACCACUUACCUACGGCAUUUCUGUGAAUGUGCUACAGUGUCACAGGGUGCCACGGUACACAGUGAUGGGUUGGCUCCUUUUAUUUAUCUGCUUACGUCCAUACAUGCUUUUGUAUAAUGUAUAUGUUUUUAUUCAUAUAUUUCCAAUAUAAGACAAGCAUAUAGUAAACCAGCAGGAUGUAGUUGGCAUCCCAACAUUUAAAAUGCCGGCGGGCAGAAGACCGGCGACGGAAUCCUGACAGCCGUCAGAAUCGAGUCCCAAAGGGUUAGGCUGUGGAAGCUGGGUGGGAAGAGAGGGUUAGGCUGCGGGAAGGGAGCGUUAGGCCGCAGGAAGUGAGGUUACGGUUAAGCUGCAGGAAAGGAGGGUUAGGGUUGGGAGAGGCUUAGUGUACUUACCUUCAAGGGGUCGGGAUUCUAAGCGUCGGAAUGCUGCUAAUGGUCAUGUGACCGCGGCAUUCUAAACGCCGGUCUCCCAACCGAGACCAGUCUGUUUGCAUCGUGGCUUUCAAAACUAUGAAGUGUACUUUCUGACUCAAUGUUCCAAGUGAUGGUAUAGGCUGAAUAGUGAUUCUGCUCACAGAUUGUUGCCUUCUUCUGUAGCUGAUGCUCUGUAUUGCAGCAAAGGGGAGCCCUAUUACUUUGUUCACUGAGAGGGAUGGCAACAUGACCCAGAAAUCUCUUGACUUUCACAAAUUAUAUAUGUGUCCUCAUAACAUUGCUACUGCAGUCGCGCCAAACGGCCCCUCUCAACGCACCAGGUCUUGUGCUACUCCACUAGCUAUCUUUUUUGCCGAAAAUGCAAAGUGAUGCGACUAGGACACACCCGGUGACUGCUAAUUAAUGUGAUAUGUGACACAUGUGUAUCUGAGUGUGACUGAGCCUCUGAAUCUGCAUGUUAAGUGCUACAAUGCAGCUGCUGUGACUUUUUUCCAUGCCAAAUUCCGUUGUGCUUCAUGUACAGACUGUCACACACAGAUAUAUUCGUUGCAUAUCACAUUAAUAAGCACAGUUUCCUGGUUAGUCCUAGUCACACUGCGUGGCGACUGAAAUGCAUUUUCGGGAGGAAAAUGUCCAACACUAGCACAGCUCACUGGCACCAGGCAUCUGGAGCUGCGUAAGUUAUUGAGGCUAGAUGUAUAAGGUUACAUCUGUACAUUGUACGACGAUUACACUACAAAUUGCUGCCAUGUAAGGAAUCAUCACUGUUGCGCCAGUGUCCAGGAGAAGCCUUAUUUUCAAGCCUGUUUUGUCUUGUUGUUCCUGCUGAUCCAAAAUUAAAAAAGUUAUAGAGUUAAUGGUAUUUAACACAAUUUCUUUUUUUUCUUUUUUUUUUUAAAGAACCUAAAUGUACGAUUCACAAAGCUUAUCUGUUGUGCUUUAUGUUCUGUGUGAGAAGUUCUUUAUUGCUUAAUGUACUUUUUCUUUAAAUAAAUAACACAAUUGUUUGCA
Pseudophryne corroboree (corroboree frog) is the source of this 10562-nucleotide messenger RNA. RefSeq names its product piwi like RNA-mediated gene silencing 2 (gene PIWIL2). The record is from RefSeq and is a predicted model, not a curated record. The transcript has 22 exons. Gene Ontology annotation, cellular component: P granule. Gene Ontology annotation, biological process: regulatory ncRNA-mediated gene silencing. Bases 323 to 3277 code for a protein of 984 amino acids. Lineage: Eukaryota; Metazoa; Chordata; Amphibia; Anura; Myobatrachidae. Gene Ontology annotation, molecular function: protein binding; RNA endonuclease activity; piRNA binding.